Messenger RNA from Teleopsis dalmanni, 2406 nucleotides. RefSeq lists its product as uncharacterized. Lineage: Eukaryota; Metazoa; Arthropoda; Insecta; Diptera; Diopsidae. The record is from RefSeq and is a predicted model, not a curated record. The transcript has a single exon. Gene Ontology annotation, molecular function: nucleic acid binding. Bases 1 to 2406 code for a protein of 801 amino acids. Gene Ontology annotation, biological process: DNA integration.
AUGUCAAAGGAGUCACGUGUCAUACAUAUAGCACACAGUGCUACCGAAUUGGAAGCAGCAUUAAUAACUAUAAUAUGUCACAUUCAGGGUAAUGAUUUUCAUGAAGAAAUCAAACAACUGAAGAAACAAGGCCAUGUUGAUAAAUCUAGUUCAAUCAGUAGUUUAUCUCCAUUCAUUGAUAAUGCAAAUGUUCUUAGAGUAGGAGGACGCUUAGAAGCCUCAUCAUUACCAUACGAUUCUAAACACCCAAUGUUGAUCCCAUACAAUGAUCCAUUGGCAAAAUUAUUAUUCGUAAUGUUCCAUGAAGAAAACAAGCACUGUGGCCCGCAGGCACUAUUGAGUAUAGCACGACAACUUUUUGGGCCGAUUAAAGGUAAAUCAACAGCCCGAGCAACGGUUCAGCAAUGCAUUCGAUGCAACAAAGCACGUCCGCAACUAUGCCAACAAAUUAUGGGGAAUCUACCAGAAUCAAGAAUAACUCCUGCAAGACCCUUUAUUAAUGCUGGUGUAGAUUAUUGCGGACCAUUUUGGAUCCACUACAAGGUGAGGGGCAAAAAGCCAACAAAGGCAUAUAUUGCUGUCUUUUGUUGCUUUUCUACAAAGGCGGUACAUCUCGAGUUAGUGACCGACUUAUCAACAAAUGCUUUCAUUGGAGCAUUAAAACGAUUUAUAAGUCGACGAGGGCGUUGUUUGAAUAUUUACAGUGAUAACGCAACAAACUUCGUAGGCGCCAAAAACCAGUUAGCAGAAUUAGAAGAAAGCAUUUAUUCUAAUGAAGGACAAGAAGCAAUAAUCUCUGCCUGCAGUACCACAGGAAUAAACUUUCAUUUUAUUCCACCAAGGGCUCCACACUUUGGCGGUUUAUGGGAAGCAUCCGUAAAGUCCGCAAAAUAUUUGUUACUACGCAGCGUUUCAACAGCAUCAUUGACGUAUGAAGAACUCGAAACAGUAGUGAUGGAAAUUGAAGCGAUAUUAAAUUCACGACCAUUGACUCCAAUGUCCAAUGAUCCAACUGAUUUGACAGCAUUAGCUCCAGGACACUUAUUAAUUGGAGAAGCUCUUACAACUCAUGUAGACAGCCGAUCAAAACCAGAAAAACACACGUUAUUGUCACGUUGGAACCUAGUUUCCCAGUUAAAACAUAAUUUCUGGAAACGCUGGUCUAACGAAUAUCUGAUGGAACUGCAACAACGUAUCAAAUGGAAAACACAAUCUGCCAACAUACAGUUAGGAGACAUGGUUAUAAUCAAAGAAGAUAACGUCCCAGUGAUGCAGUGGCCUUUGGGACGAAUUGUACAUGUGUACAAGGGUACAGAUGGACGUAUCCGAGUAGCUGACGUUAAAACAUCGACAGGCAUUUUGAAUCCAUUGUUAUUGACACCAACACAAUUACAAAAGGAAGUUAAUCAAAUCAAACUUCAUUUAUCACCAUCAUUAGAAUUACCGAUGCCAAAAGAUGAGUUAAUAUCCCUUUACAGACUAAUGAAGGUUAAAGGUGGAAUCACACAGCAGCAUGCAGUUUUUAGUAUAACAUUACCCUUGAUUGAACAUGAACGAUUUGAAUUGUUUCAGCUAAUUCCAAUCCCGAACUGGGUAAAUGACUCCUGCAGUUCUAUUUUGGCUAUUAAUACGCAGCAUGAUCAAUAUUUUCCUCUUAUAAAAUCCGAAUUAAGUCUUUGUGAGACCAUUAAGGAAGAGGAAUUUCCUUGCACCAACGUUCGCAUACGAUACAAUUUUGGUUCCGAAGUAUGUGCGUGUGAGGUCAACCUAUUCAACAACAACACAAUACCAAAUAGUCGGUUGAAGCACACUAUCAACAAGCUGACCUGGAUUCCAUUGAAUCACAAAAAUCAAUGGAUUUAUGCGACAUCAACAUCUUCACGAGCAACUGCAGUAUGUAAUAAGGAAAUCAUAUCACUAAAUCUAAAAGGUUCAGGUUUAUUGACGAUCGAUCCAGACUGCGUGCUUAAAGACAACUUCGUUUCCAUGCAAGGACAACAAAUAAUUGCAAGCACGGCAAGAUAUUCAUACAGUAGUCUUGAUACAAUCUCCGAAUUAAGGCUACAACCCCCUAUGAAGACAUCAGAUGCUUACAGCGGCAACAGUACACUGUCAACGGUACGCAACAACCAAUACGAUCAACAGCUUAAAGAACUCACAGUAUUGCAGAAGGUGUUACAGUCAUACCAGAUAAAUGAUCUUCCAAAUCAAUUUCAGUCACACAAGUACUACAGCUUCACCAUAGCUUACGCUGCACUCGUUAUAGGGCUGAUAUUAAUCAUAAUCAUGAUGAAGAAGAAAUUGCAGAAAAAACAUGUUGAAAUUCCAUCCGAUGAAGAAGCGACUCGCACGACACCUAUACCCAUGCCACGUCGACAAUCACAAGAAUUCGUCAUCAACAUAUAG